UAGUGAGCAAAGAAGAAGAAAUGAUCUCAACCUGGUUGGUUGUUUUUGUUUACAGUCUGGUCUGCAUUUAAAAGAUCCUGUAAAUAAAGAAGUUUACUUCAAACGCAUGCUGCUUGCUGCUUUAGAAGCUAGUAUAAAAUGUGAGACGUUGAAUAAAACGUUUUGUUUUCAGUAUUGAUUUACAAUGAGAAAAGUAAUCGUAGGAAUUGGUGGGAUGACAAACGGGGGAAAGACCACUCUGAGUAAAAGUCUUCAGGAGCUUCUGCACAACAGCUGUGUUAUUUCUCAAGAUAACUUUUUCAAGGAUGACUCUGAGGUUCCUGUUGAUAUCAGUGGCUUUAAAGAAUAUGACACUUUGGGCGCCCUGCACAUGGACAGAAUGAUGGGAGACAUCGGCUCGUGGCAGGAGGAUCCUGUGGGAUUCAUGACAUCUCAUGGUUGUGCAGUGAAACCCACAGCAUCAGAGCCGAGCAGUGCGUUUGUUCUUAUAGUGGAGGGAUUCCUGAUUUUUAAUCACCGGCCUCUUAAUGCUUUGUUCGACAAGAAAUACUUCCUCCAGAUCCCUUAUGAGACCUGCAAAGAGAGGAGAAGCUCAAGAGUCUAUGUGCCUCCAGAUCCACCAGGCUACCUUGAUGGCUACGUUUGGCCCAUGUACCUAAAAAACAGAAAAGCGAUGGAAGAAAGUGUAGAUGACAUAGUGUUUCUGGACGGCACACAGAAGAGAGAGACGUUGAUCUCAACAGUUUUUGCAGACAUCCAGGAAAUGCUUCUGGUUACAGGGAGAUGAUCUGUCAUUUGAGUAAUUCAGCAUUUACGUAAUAUUGAAGCACACUUGCAUGAAAUUCCGUUUUUUCUGUGUUUGCAUGUCAUUGUCAGAUUGAGAGGACCACACUUUGAAGCCGUUUAUUCCCGCAAGUACACUUUUAUCAGCACAUUCUUUAUAGUAUUCAUUAAUGGGCAAUUUCAAUUCCUCAUUAAAGUGCAUUUACUGUUAUCAUGAAGCCUAGAAAUCCCUCAAAAUAAGAGAAGCUCAUCAUAUUUUCUAGAUAAUGUAUUAAUGCUGAUUUAAAAUGGGGAACUUGUAUUGAAGACUUCCGAUUUUAGUGUGUGUGUGUGUUGAAGUGAAUUCAUAAACAUGAUUUUAUAUACAUAGAAUAUAGAAUACUUGUGUUUCAUGUUUAAAAACAAUAUUUGUUUAGUGAAAAUGUCUAAAUGUGAGUGAAGUAUGAAAAAAAAUAUAUAAAUAAUCUGACUUGAACUUAUCAAAAUAUGAAAAAUAUGUUUAAGCAGCAUGGCCACAUAUACGAAUAGGUGAUAAUAUAUGUGAUCAUCAUUUUUUUUAAAUUAUAAUUUAGAUAUUCAUUAAAAACAUCUUACUGACACAUGGGUAAACCCAACGUGGUGUGAAGGAUAGUGGCAAUCAAACCGGCUUAGUCCCCAAUUUAUUAGGGGUUUUCACAGCGACAUGAACCAAUAACUAUUCCAGCAUAUGGUUUACAUAACGGAUACCCUUUCAGCCGCAACCCUGUACUGGGAAACACCCAAACACUUGUAUUCUUACACACACACACACACACACACACUACAUCCAAUUAUGUUUACCCAAUUCAUCAUUAGCACAUGUCUUUGGGCUGUGGGAGAAACCGGAGCAUGCAAACUCCACGCAGCAAUGCCAACUGGUCCAGUUUGGACUCGAACAGCGAACUUUUGCUUUGAGGCAACAGUGCUAACCACUGAGCCACUGUGCUGCCGGUGUUCUGUAGAUUUGUCCUACCUUGUCAGGUUGUCCUAUCUCCCAUUCAAAAAGUAGGUGGCACAUUUUGAUGAUGCAAUAUGCUACCCAUCAGAUUUUGCUACCAGUGUAAAUUUUAAUGCACAGUCUUCGUUUUUAAAUCAAACUUAAAUAUGACAGUUAUGCAGCAAGACAGGAUCUAAAACAUUUGAAAGUUAAACAAUAAGACAGUUUUUCUCUUGUGUUUUACCUAAUCAUGAUUGUGUCCUUUUUUCAGUCUGGUCUGCACUCAUUACAUGCCAUUACAUAACUUAUUAACUCAUUCUUAGGUAGAAAUGUGUAUUUUUUGAAAAGAUGCUACUGCAGGAACAUCUUUAAUUUAUGUAUAACCUUAAUACAGCUUUAAUACAGCU
Danio aesculapii is the source of this 2145-nucleotide messenger RNA. Its product is annotated as nicotinamide riboside kinase 1-like. The record is from RefSeq and is a predicted model, not a curated record. Gene Ontology annotation, cellular component: cytoplasm. NCBI's taxonomy places the organism in Eukaryota, Metazoa, Chordata, Actinopteri, Cypriniformes, Danionidae. The transcript has 7 exons. Bases 185 to 787 code for a protein of 200 amino acids.